Daktulosphaira vitifoliae (grape phylloxera) is the source of this 1625-nucleotide messenger RNA. RefSeq lists its product as uncharacterized. NCBI's taxonomy places the organism in Eukaryota, Metazoa, Arthropoda, Insecta, Hemiptera, Phylloxeridae. The transcript is spliced from 6 exons. The coding region runs from base 174 to 599 and encodes 141 amino acids. The record is from RefSeq and is a predicted model, not a curated record.
UUUUCUUCGAGGGAACAUACAAUUACUAUCUGCUUUUCUAUUCUAUUACUAUUCUUCACGUUAUUAAAUUUAAAUUUAUACCUCUGUUAUUUUUUCAUUAUUGUUUUUUUUUAAUUAUUUAUUUUCUUAAUUAUAAUAUUUUUUAUACAUUUUAAAGGCAGUUUUAUAAAACUAUGUAUGCUGUAAAAACUCCAAGUAAAUAUAUGUCAGCAAAAACUAGAAGAGGAGUUCGUCAUAGUUUUGAUAGAUUAGAUUCAUUCCGUGAGAAUCUGAAAAAAGGCAAUGGAACUGAAGAAGAAGAACUACCUUUGCCUGAACCAAAACCAGUUUUCCACUCUAAUAGUCACAGGAAAUCAUUUCACAAGAAUCAUUCCUCUCUACCUGAUGUAUUGAGUCCUCAGCAUGAAAAACUCAUUCAAUAUAUUAAUGAUUCUUGGCAUUCAGUAGUAGACAUUGAAGAAUCAUUAGAAAACUCAAAAAAAAUUGUAUACUUUCAACCUCAAAAUACAACAGAUAUACUUAACGAUUUUCAAGCAUUUGACUUAGAAACAUAUUGGAUCAAGAGGUUAUACAAUAAUAUAACAAAAUCAGUGCCAUGAUUUUUUAGUGCAAUACUUUAUAGAAUAAUGAGACUUGCCAGAAGCUUAUUAUGUUUGUUAAAGAUAUGCUGAAGCUUGCAUACAUAUUUAGUCAAUUUUGUGCAUCAAAAUCUAGAUUUUUUUUUUUGUUAUUUAAAUAAAAUUCUGGAGAAAUUGGAGGGUUUAAUGGCUAUAGUAGUUCCAUAGUAGUUUAUAAAAUGUAUGUUAAAAAAAAAUUGUUAUUACAAUUAUUGUAUUGAUUAAUGUCUUGUGUUUCCUGAUAUUUUACUAUUAAUUAUUUAUUUGUUAUUGUAUUAUACAAAUUUAUGUAGCGAGUUAUCUGAACAAGACUGAAAUUUGUAUUCAACAUUUACAUACAGCUUUGCUUAUCUUUUUUCCUCUAGAUCAGGCCUAAAAACAUUAGAUGUUAUGGAAAUUAAUUUACUUUGUUUAGUCAAUUUUAAAUAUUUUUAACUUUGUUCAUUUAAUUUUUAAUAUGUAAAUUAAAUCUCUUAGUUUUCAUCAAUUUAAAAUAAAAAUGCAGGAAAAAAUUACUUUUUCAACUUCACAUUGAAGUUCAAUCUUUUCAUUAAACAUCUUGUAUAUACUGCUUAUUACAAAUUAUGUAAAUUUUGUAGCUAAAUGGUAAAAGUUUAUGUAAAACUUGUGCAAUUGUUUUCAAAUAGACAGUAAGUUCACUUGUUAUAGUAAAUUGUAGAGUGAACUUAGUUGUAUUUGAGUAUGAUAAAAAAUUUUUUUAUUAGAAAUGAGAUAUUUUAUUAUUUAUUUAAAUUUUAGUCUUCCAAGUCAUAAAUAGUCUCAUAUUAUGUAAAUCGAAAAAUCUCCAAUUUGUUUAAAGCUGCAACAUUCUCUCUUCUAACAAAUAUUCUGUUAACUAAAUCUAAAGUCAACAGAUAAGAGUAAAUAUGAAAUGUCAGGAAAUUUUAGUAAUUUCCUAAGACUUCAUCAUCAAAUAGUGAAUUUUUUAUCAUGUUUCAAAUUAUUCAAUCACUUAAAAAAUAAAUGUUAACUAAUAUAAUUAUGUUA